AACCUCAAACGGGAGCACUGCACUCCUCCAGGCACCACUUGUUCCUUCCUUGGCCACUUCCCCCUCCGUUUCCUUCCAUUCCCCCUCUCCUCUUCGCCGAUGCGGAUGGCCGCCGCCGCCGGACCGCGGACGCUCCGUCUCCAGGUUCCUUUGAUAAUAGUGAAGAGAAUUUGAAUUGAUUACUGUUUCUUGGAAUGCUAUUGUUCGACAGCACGAGAUUGUUUUUGUUAUACGGCAGUGCUCGAUAUUUGGAAUUUGGAGUAGAUGUCCUUCCGUAGCAUUGUGCGGGAUGUAAAGGAUGGCUUUGGUAGCUUAUCUCAGAGAAGAUUUGAGACCAGGCUUCUGGGCCAUUGCAGAGGCAAAUCGCAUGGUGCUGUCCAUGAGUUGCAUGACCCAGUGCCUGUAAUCCAGAGCAGCUGCUGGGCUAACUUGCCUCCUGAAUUGCUUCGAGAUGUGAUUGAGAGGUUGGAGGCCAGUGAAGCUACAUGGCCUUGCAGGAGGAAUGUGGUUGCUUGUGCAGCUGUCUGCAAAACAUGGAGAGAGAUGUGUAAAGAGAUAGUAAAAAAUCCAGAGGAGUGUGGAAAGCUCACUUUUCCUGUUUCCCUGAAGCAGCCUGGGCCUCGGCAUGGAAUUAUCCAAUGCUUCAUUAAGAGGGAUAGAUCUACCCAAACCUAUUACCUGUACCUCUCGCUUAGCUCAGCUGUGCUUGUUGAAAAUGGCAAAUUCCUUCUAUCAGCAAAAAGAAUCUGCCGUGCAACAUGGACUGAAUAUAUUAUAUCUAUGAAUGCGAACAGUAUAUCUAGCUCUUCAAAUACAUACCUUGGAAAAAUGAGGUCAAAUGUCAUUGGCACCAAGUUUAUAAUGUAUGACACCCAGCCACCAUACAAUUCAAGUACUGUUUCAAACUCAGGAAAACCAAGCCAAAGAUUUUACUCCAAGAACGGGUCGACGAAGGUUCCUUGCAGCUUGUAUAGCAUAGCUCAGGUCUCCUACAAGCUCAAUGUCCUUGGAACCCGGGGUCCUAGGCGGAUGCAUUGCGUAAUGCACUCCAUCCCUGCCUCAUCCCUCGAGGCUGGUGGCACUGUCCCUUGCCAAAUGGAUAGCAUCCUUGCACGACGUUCCCUGGAUGAAUCUUUCAGCAGAAUAUCGAUCUCAAAAUCAUCUAUUAUGGACCAUUCGGUGCAUUUCAGCAGUGCACGAUUCUCUGACAGCUCAAUUAGAGGUGGCCCAGGGAUCAGCCGGCAGUCACUGAGCGACGAAGAUCAGUGCAAGGACGUACCUUUGAUUCUCCGCAAUAAGGCUCCAAGAUGGCAUGAGCAGCUGCAGUGCUGGUGCCUCAACUUCCGAGGCCGGGUAACUGUCGCUUCUGUCAAGAACUUCCAGCUCACUGCUGCCGCCGCGCUACCUGCUGCUGGAGCCCUAACCCCGCCACACCCUGCCGAGCCUGCUCCACCCCCUCCACCUGAGCAUGAUAAGGUCAUAUUGCAAUUCGGCAAGGUUGCAAAGGACAUGUUCACCAUGGACUACCGCUACCCCCUCUCGGCCUUCCAGGCCUUCGCCAUCUCUCUGAGCUGUUUCAACACCAAAUGGGGCUGUGAAUAGAAUUCCCGGGCUGCAAGCAUCAUGAAUACCCCGCUUAUUUGGGACGCCUGUCGUCUGGAAUGUUCUCCUAGAAGCUCACCAUCCCCGAUAUUAGGCGGGGGUGCUAUUCUGUUACUGUAUCGCUGGCUGCUGCCAGUGCGACUCAGGGACACCCGGAAACGUAAAAAAGAGAGGGAACAAACAGUUUGUCUAGCCCUAGCCUUUAGAAGCGUUCUCCAGACUCAUAGCCGCUGAUUUGUUACUGUAUCUGAUCCAAUCUCCAUUUCUUCUGUUUGUAGCCUUGUUCUGUAUGAUGACUGUGUAUGUGAUAUUUUAGUAGACUUCAUGAAGUUUUCCAUCAUCAUCGAUGUAUUUACCGAGCGAAUUGUAAUUUCUCAAACUCCAAUGUGUGUUCAAAGUAGCUUAGAAAAUUUGCUGGGCUUCA
Messenger RNA from Brachypodium distachyon (stiff brome), 2026 nucleotides. Its product is annotated as tubby-like F-box protein 13. The transcript has 5 exons. NCBI's taxonomy places the organism in Eukaryota, Viridiplantae, Streptophyta, Magnoliopsida, Poales, Poaceae. Gene Ontology annotation, molecular function: protein binding. The record is from RefSeq and is a predicted model, not a curated record. Bases 265 to 1602 code for a protein of 445 amino acids.